This is a messenger RNA of Corythoichthys intestinalis (scribbled pipefish), 3605 nucleotides long. RefSeq names its product neuropeptide FF receptor 2-like. Gene Ontology annotation, molecular function: neuropeptide receptor activity; peptide binding; opioid receptor binding. Gene Ontology annotation, cellular component: plasma membrane. The coding region runs from base 2475 to 3605 and encodes 376 amino acids. Gene Ontology annotation, biological process: cellular response to hormone stimulus; regulation of adenylate cyclase activity; G protein-coupled receptor signaling pathway. NCBI's taxonomy places the organism in Eukaryota, Metazoa, Chordata, Actinopteri, Syngnathiformes, Syngnathidae. The record is from RefSeq and is a predicted model, not a curated record. The transcript is spliced from 4 exons.
CACUUGGGUGCGACUGAUUUUAUAGGCUUCAGCACCCAUGAGCAUUGUGUAAGUAAUUAUUGACAUCAACAAUGGCGGGCUACUAGUUUAUUUUUUGAUUGAAAAUUUUACAAAUUUUAUUAAAACGAAAACAUUACGAGGGGUUUUAAUAUAAAAUUUCUAUAGCUUGUCCUAACAUUUUUCUUUUAAGAACUACAAGUCUUUCUAUUCAUGGAUCGCUUUAACAGAAUGUUAAUAAUGUUAAUGCCAUCUUGUUGAUUUAUUGUUAUAAUAAACAAAUACAGUCCUUAUGUACCGUAUGUUGAAUGUAUAUAUCCAUCUUGUGUCUUAUCUUUCCAUUCCAACAAUAAUUUACAAAAAAAUUCAGCAUAUUUUAUAGAUAGUUUGAAUUGCGAUUAAUCGCGAUUAAUUACGAUUAAUUAAUUUUUAAGCUGUAAUUAACUCGAUUAAAAAUUUUAAUCGUUUGACAGCCCUAAAAAAAAACCACUCAUUCAGUCAAAAAGGAUGCCGCCUCCUGUUUUGCCUGCCGCCAUUCAAACUCACCACGGUGAGGAUUCGUUACGCAAGUGUGUGAGUGACUGGAAAAACUUGGCAUUAAAUUGGAUAUCGACACGGAAUGCAAAUAUCAGUCUACUUUUCUACAGAAAUACGUGCGUGAGCGCGCACACCCACACGCACAUACAGUAGCUGGGAUGUUUGUAUUUACGAGCAUGAGCAUACUGUAUACAGUAUCUUGUUCAUUUUAUUGCUGACACUCAGUUUCAGGGUCAUCAACACAUUUUGCCCCCCAAAGUCAAAGUCCGCCUAUAUCGGUUCGUCAUUUCAGUCCAAGUGGAUCGGGGAAAAAAACCAACUCAUUUUAUCACUUGUCUCUAGUUUUAUCGCAGUUCAAAUGGAAUGGAUGUCUGUUAAACUUGGUAUGCCCCUCCCCUUUACUGUAAGUAUCAACCCAUUGGCUGCCAUUGACUGGGAGCCAAUGAUCCCUCGUUCGAUCGCUGCCUGACCCCCUGUCAAAUUGGACACCUAUCGCCGUCAAUAGAACUGAAAGAUCAAUGUCAAGAUUCACAUUUGAAAUGGCUUUGUUGUCUAGAACAGUCAUUGGCAGUUUAAAGGCUACAAGAUAAUCCAGAGGUAUAUGGUUAGUGCAAAAAAUAUAUAUGGCGGAAAACACUUAGGUGACUUGAAGUUCUGUUCUGAGACCCCCAAUUUAACCAAAUUUCAAAAUUGUCCUAUAUGCAUGUGUGAUACAUCAUUGGAAAGCUUAAAAUCUCAAUUUUCUGGAGGAAGAAAAUUUUUGAACAGGAGGGCCUUUAAAAAAAUUAAAAAAUAGCAAAACUAAAAGCUCGAAUGCACCUUUCUCACUGUCACUUCAGUCAUGCUGUGCGUUCAGGUACAGCACACAAGACACAUCCGCGACAUUGGAACCCAAUUCGUUACAUUAUUACAGAAAUUAUCGUUAUAUUAUUAAUCCGAUUUUUAUUUGUAGUUUAUUUGUUUUGCUAUGUGUAAUUGCCAUCUGUAAUAGCACCAGCAGUAUUUAUCAAGGAUUUAGUGUGGGUUUUUGAGCUGUGGAAUGAAUUAAUGGAAUUUUUAUGGGAAAAUCCUACUCAAAAUUCGACUAUUUCGACUUACAAACAAGGUCCUACAACUUCGUAUGUAGAGGUAUCACUGUGUGUUUUUUUUGUUUUUUUUAAUUUGGGGGGGGGGAAAGGGGAAAAAGAUGUCUUGUAUGUAUCUCUUUCCAAUGCUGUAACAUCUGAAUACAUGGAAUACACCCCAAAAAAUAAAAAUUUGUAAACAAGCUCCACCGCUACUUCGAGGAUUUUCAUCCCCAUUAACCGCAAAAAAACGAGGGAUCCAGAAAAAGGGUUGAAAAUGUCCAGAGAAGGCGAAAAAAGUCCAAAGCACAACCAAGAUCAAUCGAUCACAUUGGAUUAUAUUUUUGUUUAUGUCAAACAAAAUCCUGAAAUACUUUUGUUUCCUACAUUGAAUUUCAACAUGUCAAGUUUUGACCCUGUGCUAAUUGUUAACUGCUGAACUGUUAAAGUGACUAACUCCAUCGAGUGAUAAAGCUGAGAAGCGCAACAGAAUGUAGGCUGAAUUGAAGCUUUUUUUGCGGGAUAAUUUAAUCAUUUGCUGCUGACCCCCCAAAAAUUGGCCAGCGUGCCGCAGUUGGCUAGCGGGCCAUAGUUUGGACACCAACGCUGCGGCGCAAACACGCACUUAACUUCUAUGUGCGAAGCUUCGCCUCAGCAGUCAUUGAGUGACAUUCACCAGGAGGGGAUGCUGAACGGACUGACAGGUAAUCUCCAUUCAUUAUUGAUAUGCAUUGCAUGCAUUUCAUAUACAAUUUUAAUGUAUUUAUUGAACGUUUUCACUAUAUAGACUAAGAAUUUGUAUCAUGCGUUCACAAAUUAACAUGGGGUCAAUUUGUGGUCAAUGUAUGGAUUUUUAUCUUUGGUAAAGUCAAAAAGAUGAAGCAAAACCUCAGUGCCACCAGGAACUCAUCAUGGGCGGUCGCGCCGCGGGGUCGCCAGGACAACGUGACCUACGUGGACUUUUACCUCCACCGGCCGUCGGUGGCGGCGGUUUUUGCCGCGUCGUACCUGCUCAUCUUCCUGCUGUGCAUGCUGGGUAACGGUGUGGUUUGUUUCAUGGUGCUGCGGCGCAGGGGCAUGCGGACAGUGACCAACUUGUUCAUCCUCAACCUUGCUGUCAGUGACUUACUGGUGGGCAUCUUCUGCAUGCCCACCACGCUGGUGGACAACAUCAUCACAGGAUGGCCUUUUGGGAACACGGUCUGCAAACUAAGCGGGAUGGUUCAGGGAAUCUCGGUGUCGGCAUCUGUCUUCACACUGGUGGCUAUAGCUGUUGACAGGUUCCGUUGCAUCGUGUAUCCUUUCAAGCAGAAGUUGACCAUUGCCACGUCCAAGCGCAUCAUCGCCGUCAUCUGGGUCCUGGCGGCGUCCAUAUCGUGCCCGUCGGGCGUCAUGCUGCAUGUAGCGCAGGAGCCCAGCGUGCGCAUUGUCCUGCGGCGUCGCCAGGAAAGCCGCCCCUUCUACUGGUGCCGGGAGAACUGGCCCGGUCCAGACAUGCGCAAAGUUUACACCACGGUGCUCUUUGUCAAUAUCUACCUUGCCCCGUUGGCUCUCAUCGUCAUCAUGUAUGCCCGCAUCGGUUUGGUGCUGUUCAGAAGCUCCAAACCGUCUGCGUCCCUCCGAGGCCUCGGGCCUGGGACUGAGGCCCAGCGGGCUGUCUCCAGGAAGAAAAAACGCGUGAUCGCGAUGCUCCUGGUGGUGGCGCUGCUCUUCGUCCUGUCUUGGCUGCCAUUGUGGACUCUGAUGAUGUUGAGCGACUACGCCAGACUGAGCGAGAGCCAGUACCGCGUGGUUAACAUCUAUCUGUACCCGCUGGCUCACUGGCUGGCCUUCUUCAACAGCAGCGUCAACCCCAUCAUUUAUGGCUUCUUCAACGAGAACUUCCGGCGGGGUUUUCGGGCCGCCUUCAAACUUCAGCUGUGCGACGCAGUCACUGAGCACCAGAGGAGCUUUUCCCUUCGUUUGCAGGGAAGCUCUGUUUUGACCAUUCUUUUUUGUCAACGAUGA